UCAGAGUCAGGCUAGCAUUGUCAUUUGUCAGAGGUUGUGUCAGGAGAAGACAGAGGUUGACUUGCAGAUCAAAAUUAUAGUUUUUUUAAUUUAUUUUGCUAAAAUGUGCAAUCAGGAGCCCGACAUAGUGGCAACAUUAGGAUUGCUCUCCCAUUUAAACAACGAGGAGCUGAAAGAGUUGUUGAACGAUGAUGACAAGUUCGAGGAGAUUGUCAAAGAUGUUAAACAGUUCAAGGAGCAAGAUACUGAAAAGGAGAUGCUUUUGGCUAGCAAUAGGUCCAUGGCAGAGUUCAACCUUUCCAAUAAACCGAAAUUAGAAGAUGGCAAACAAGCAAUAAGGGAACUCAGCGAGAAGGGAAGCAAACUCUGUACGAGUGUUAUGGAAAAGCUAGAUCAGCUGAAAGAACAGUCGGGCACGAUGACUGUUGACACAGCUUUGGCCCUGCUUCAAGCAUCUGCAGCGGAGAUCGAAGAAGAGUCAGAGAAAAUACAAGGAAAGUUUAUGAAUGAAGAAAUGGAGGUGGAUGAAUUUUUGGAGCAAUUUUUGACGCGCCGCAAGUUGAUGCACUUGCGAAAAGUGAAAGUUGAUAAAAUGAAGGAGUUGAUGCUGAAGCCUCGUCCUUCAUCCUCUGGAAUCUUAGGGUAUCCUACCUCUGGCAACUUUCCAGGGAUGGGACCUUCUGUUCCAUAUCCUACAGGUGUCAUAGGAAUGCCCAUGCCAGUUCCGCCCGUAUAUCGACCCUAUUAAUUUACUGCCAGGUAUAAUUAACUCUUAAUUAUUCUUCACGAAAAGAAAAAUCUUAAUCCAAAUUGCUGGUGAAUUAUCAAUAAACAAAUAUUCAUAGGUGCAGUACUGUUGUAAUAUAGUAAAAUUUUAUACUAGCUUCUGCAAAUUGAGUGCUUCGUUUUUUUAUGUUUAUUAUUGUACAGAAAACUUGUGGCAUCUCAUUUUGAACUAAUCAAAUUCCAUUUAUUUAAGUAUAUGGCACUCCUGAUGUCAUUUAAAUGAUCAGUUCUAAAUAACUUAUCAUUUUCUGGAAUUACAAAAGCAGGCGGUAAACGUAAUAUAUUCUAAUAACGAUGAACAAAAACCAUAUGCUUUGCUCAGAAACUGAAAUUCUAGCAACUUACAGUAAAUUGCACUACACAGUUUAAUAAUCCCGAAGUAUUCUAUAACGAUUGAAGUAUUUCUGAAGGAUUCAAGAAUCUGUUCACUGUUUUGGAAUAAAUGAAAUUUGCGAAGUUUAAUGAUAUUUUUAUGUAAAGUUUCAGAUAGUUGAAAAAUCUAGGAGCUUUGACGCCUAGAUCAUAAACGUGAGAUUCAUACUUACGUCAAUAUUAUUUGAGUACUCAUAGACUUAUAGGGAAGCAAUUUCAAGGUAGAGUACGAUGAACAAAGAAUUGAUCCUUGAGUUUUACAAUAAUUGUUGACUCAGACUAUAAAUACAUACUAACAACUGACAAGACCAAACUAAUGUUAUAAAGUUUUACCAGCUAUAUUUAUGAAUUUUGGCUCACUUAGAGUUGUUGCAAUUUA
Molecule: messenger RNA, 1537 nt
Organism: Diprion similis
Lineage: Eukaryota; Metazoa; Arthropoda; Insecta; Hymenoptera; Diprionidae
Gene: Vps37B
Product: vacuolar protein sorting-associated protein 37B
Exons: 4
Coding region: 104-748 (214 amino acids)
Biological process (GO): protein targeting to vacuole; protein targeting to membrane; ubiquitin-dependent protein catabolic process via the multivesicular body sorting pathway
Cellular component (GO): ESCRT I complex
Source: RefSeq, a predicted model, not a curated record